This is a messenger RNA of Colletotrichum phormii, 620 nucleotides long. RefSeq lists its product as uncharacterized. Bases 144 to 611 code for a protein of 155 amino acids. Lineage: Eukaryota; Fungi; Ascomycota; Sordariomycetes; Glomerellales; Glomerellaceae. The transcript is spliced from 5 exons. Gene Ontology annotation, cellular component: nucleus. The record is from RefSeq and is a predicted model, not a curated record.
GAAGCAACGCCGUCCUUACCUCUGGCGCCAGCUUCACACCAAGUAAACCCAGAGAGGUUAAUACUCACACACCGCCUCAUCAGUGCCCGUUAUCGUCAGGAACGCGUCAUCCAAUUUGAAAAGGCUCGCUUCAAUCCAGCAACAUGGCCGGCAACGAUGUGGAAAUGUCGCACAAUGAGAUGUGGGAUGACUCUGCGCUGAUAGAGUCAUGGAACGAGGCCCUGGACGAGUACAAAAAGUAUCACAGCAUCCACGCAAAGGGAGGCAAGCUCAAGGACCUUGAUCUUCCGGAGAAGACGGAAGAAGCCCAGACCGUCGACGACGCGCAAACGCAGGCCGUCGAUCAGCCAGAGAUCGCGGAUGAUGCUGCAGAGGGAACCGACAAAACAAAGGGGUUGAGCAGCACGGAUGUCCAGGACCAGGCAGAUUCAACAGGUGCGCCGCCUAUGGCAAAGGCUAAUGGCCCCCCAGGGCCUGCGACAAUGGGCCCGCAGAGUCUUCUCGGAUCAGUGCAAGACGAGGGCUUGAAGAGACUUUUGAUGUCGUGGUACUAUGCCGGCUACUACACGGGAUUGUACGAAGGCCAGCAACAGCAACAGCAGCAGCAAUAAUAGGGAUUA